AUGCUUCGUUCGACGAGACAGGUUCCACUCGAAGUGGAGAGAUUGGCUUGCGGCAUGUUAUUAGACAUAUUUGCAGUCGAUUCUGCUCCGUACAGGUGCAGCGUCUGGCGGAGGGUCUCAUUCUCGUCUUACCCCGUCAGAACCAACCAAUACAUCCAUUUUGUGUUGGAUGGAAUCCUUCCCACCAUCACGCUCAGGCACCCGGUUGUCGGGACUUGUGCAGACUCCGUGGAUGGCUUGAGACUAUGUGCCUGCCAUGGAAGGUGGCGCCCAAUGACUACGAACCGUUUGACGUCGAUAGUGAGGCUGUCCUACCCCAACGUCGGUAGUGAUCAUCAGCUAGACAAAGCGGAUACGCGGUUUGUCACAUGUGUAACAGCGUUUUUGGUGAACAAAGUAAGAUCAUGGUUUCACAAUGAAAGUUCCCUGGGGCAAGUCCAAUGA
Molecule: messenger RNA, 444 nt
Organism: Fusarium verticillioides 7600
Lineage: Eukaryota; Fungi; Ascomycota; Sordariomycetes; Hypocreales; Nectriaceae
Exons: 1
Coding region: 1-444 (147 amino acids)
Source: RefSeq, a predicted model, not a curated record